This is a messenger RNA of Tinamus guttatus (white-throated tinamou), 2811 nucleotides long. The record is from RefSeq and is a predicted model, not a curated record. NCBI's taxonomy places the organism in Eukaryota, Metazoa, Chordata, Aves, Tinamiformes, Tinamidae.
AUGUGUAAUCAGAAGAUAGUGAAGGGUUGUACAGUUAGCAACCUUUGGGUUUUGCCUGCCUUUCACCAUAUGGAUUCUCCUUUACCUGUUCUAGAAGAUGACGUAAAGAAAGGCAUCCUGAGCCUGACGGAAAGGAGGCUGAUCCCUCCAGCAGCAAAGAUAAUCCUGCAGUCAUCUCCUGUUGUGGCUAAACCAGCUCCUCUCCAUGAAUUCCACGAGCAACACAAGAAGUCAGUUGUAGGAGAGAUCAGUAGAGAGGACCCCAAGAAUUCAGCUAUUUUCACCUUUCCAAAAUCAAAGAAAGUCCUUGAAGACACAUGUUCCUCUACCAAAGAUCACACUGCACCAGCUCCAUCCAGGAAAUCAUCAGCCAUGUGGAGACAUCCAGCUCAGCAGCUGGAAUCUGAACUGCAGACUCCCUGUCACCCUCAGGUCCCAAGAACGACUCCGUGCCAGCCCUUAAGGAACCUACGCGUUGGGUGUAGCAUUGCUGUUUGCAACGGCACCAUAGAUCAGAAAGACCCAGACUUUUUGGCGUUCAAGCAACGUUAUUGUUUAUCCUGGGGGAACAUUGUUUUCUUCUUGGAACACACCGAGAAGCUCCUCAAGGACUACGCUGUGCCAAAGGCUACAAUCAACUGCAAGAAGUUGGCCGAAGUUGCAUCCGACUUUGAACUCAAUGAGAAUCCCACCAAAAACGACAUUCUCUCAGUGAUGAAGAAUCAGUCGGUUGUGAGAGAGAUCUUAAAUCAACCUGGCCAAAGAUACAAAGGCCAAGGUGGUACUGAAAUGGCUGCUGCAAAGAUCCAAGCAACGUGGCGCCGCUAUCGGGCCCGAAAAGCCUAUGUGCGUUUCAGGCGGCAGCAGUGGGCAUCAGGUGUGAUUGCCAUUUCUUGGCUCUUGCACAGUCACAUGGCACGUGUGAAAAAGACCCUGCAGGAAUCACGUCAGAGACACCUGGAGAAUUUUUACAUCAGGGCCAAGCAUCUGGCAGCCAACUGGAAUCGCAUCAGGACCUCCAGGAGGACUAUUAUCCAUAUCCCAUCAUUAGGGUAUUCCCAGUGCAUCCGUGAGCAUAUUCCUGAUCUUGCUCUUCAGCAGAAUUUGCAGAUGGGAAGGCUGUGCGACAUACUGGAUGCCAACGUGGACGUCAUCUACAUCUGCCCCCUUCAUCUGAGUGAGGAGUUACUGCAGUAUUACAAUAAACUCCUGGGUCUGCAGGCAGCUGUUAGAUCUGGGAACCCUGAGGACAUGGGUGACCUGCAGGACAGGUUCAGAAUUCUCACCCCUGAAGCUAUAAACAGCUUCCCUAGCCAUCACAUGUGUCUCUCCACGCAGCUGAUGUACAGUCCCAAGACGAUCAGAAAAAUAAAAAUUCUCAUCCGGAGCAGGGAUGCCUACAUCAUCGGAGGGGUGCCCCACAGAGAUGACCUGGCAGUGGCUGACAUGUUAAACGUGCCUAUAUUAGGCCCGGUGCCAGAAGUUGCUCAUGUUUAUAGCAGCAAGUCGGGAAGCAAACGCAUCUUUGCCAGCGCACGUGUGCCGACCCCUCCGGGAGAAUCCGACAUCUACAGCAAGGAGCAGAUGAUUCACAGCCUCAGCCAGCUGAUCGUGGACAACGUGGAGGUGCGGCGCUGGCUGUUCAAAGCCAACGACGAGCGUGGAGGGGACGGCACUGCCUUCUGCGACGUGACCUCGCACCUGGAAUGCCACCGCUGGCUUCAGCGGGAGCGCCAGCGGCACGGCCCGGCCGCCUGGAGCACCAAGUGGGCCCACGAGCCAGCUUUGGUGAAGAUCUCCCAGGAGCUGCCGGGCCUUUUAGCACAGCACGUACAGCCAGUCAAUGAGAAACGAUUCCCUACAUGGGAAAAAUUCCUCCAAACAUUUCUUAGUCAAGGUGGUGUGAUAGAAGCCUUCCCGCUCUCUGAAAACGUCACCAACCUUACAGUGGAUAUGCUGAUAGAGCCAACAGGCAACAUAAAAAUAGUGUCAUCUGGAGACCAGCUCCAUGCUGAUGGUCCUCUGCGCUCAUCUGGCACUACCAUUCCACAAUGUUCUGUGGAUCCAGCAGUUCUUAGUUCGCUGUGCUUGAAAAUUGGAGAGACCUGUAAAUCCAAAGGGGUGCUCGGUUACUUUUCGGUUGACUUUGUGACUUUCAUCCAUCCACAAACACUGGAGCAGCAGGUGUGGGCAACAGACCUUGACCUUUGCUAUAGUGACCAGCUGGCCUUGACGCAGCUCAUGUUGUAUGUGACAGAUGGAAACCUGGAUUGUCGCUCUGGCCUCUUUCAAGUGUCACUUGGUUCACAGAAAACAAAAAGCCGUCGUAUUAAGCAUGGAGAGACGCAGACUCUUUCUGCGGGACGCAGGCGCUGCGCGGUGGCGAGCAGUCAGCUGAGGCACUCCAACCUCUCCAUGAUCUACUACAACGUCCUCCUGCAGAUGUGCAAAGCUCAUGGUGUUGGAUUUGACCUCCAGGAGAAACAGGGAACAGUUUUGAUCCUGUAUGAAGAUGAGAAGCGCCACAAGCUGGGCAUGAUAACAAUCGGAGAGGAUCUCCAGGGGGUCCUCAUGACCUUUGCUCGCAAUCUCUUCAUCAUUCAUCAAGAAAUAUCAGCACCUAAUAUGCAAGGCGAGACCAAUUUUAAGAUGGCAAUUCGAGAUAUUGAAGCAAUUCUAGGGAUUACAGCAGAAAACAAACUGAAAUUGGAAGAAGAGCAACCUUCUGAAGCAGAUGCUCUGAAAGAAUAGUUAACAGAAAACAUUUAAGUGCCAUAUUCUUUAUGCUGCUGGAAACAAACCCUCAUCUGU